AUGACCAACAGCACCAACGCCACGAUGAAGGCCGCGCGCUACUACGACCGCGGCGACAUCCGCGUCGAGAACAUCCCCGUGCCCCCCGUCCUGCCCGGCACGGUCGGCAUCGAGGUCGCCUUCUGCGGCAUCUGCGGCACCGACCUGCACGAGUACCUCGACGGCCCGAUCUUCUGCCCGUCAGCGACGCACGCGCACGCCAUCUCGGGUGAGACGGCGCCCGUCACCCUCGGCCACGAGAUGAGCGGCACCGUCUACGCCCUCGGCGAGGGCGUGACGGACCUCAAGGUGGGCGACAAGGUCGUCGUCGAGCCGUACAUCAUCAACGAGGGCGUCGACACGUCGGCUGCGAGCCUCGACUACCACCUGUCCAAGGACAUGGGCUUCAUCGGCCUCUCGGGCCGCGGCGGUGGCCUCGCGGAGAAGAUCACCGUCCAGCGCCGGUGGGUGCACGCCAUCAGCGACAAUGUGCCGCUUGACCAGGCGGCGCUCAUCGAGCCGCUGUCGGUCGGCUACCACGCGUUCAAGCGUUCGAGCGGCAAGGCGGGCGACUUUGCGCUCAUCACUGGUGCUGGUCCCAUUGGCCUGCUCACCGCCGCUGUUCUCAAGGCCGAGGGCAUCACGGUCGCCAUCUCUGAGCCGUCGGCCCUGCGCAGGCAAAAGGCGACCGAGACGGGCGUCGCGGCGCACGUGUUCGACCCGCGCACGGACGACGUUGUCGCCAGGGUCAAGGAGCUCACGGGCGGCAAGGGCGCCGACAUCGGCUUUGAGUGCACGUCGGUCCAGCCCGCGUUCGACACGCUCAUCGACGCCCUCAAGCCCACCGGCGUGCUCGUCGUCGAGAGCAUCUGGGGCAAGAAGGCCUCGCUCGACAUGCAGAAGCUUGUGCUCAAGGAGAUUGACCUCCGCGGAACGAUCGCGUACGUCAACUCGCACCCCGAGACCAUCAAGCUCGUGCAGCAGGGCAAGAUCAACCUCAAGCCGUUCAUUACCGGCGUCAUCGGCCUCGACGGCCUCAUCUCUGAGGGCUUUGACACGCUCAUCAACAAGAACGAGACGGCUGUCAAGAUUCUCGUCAACCCCCGGGCGUAA
Molecule: messenger RNA, 1092 nt
Organism: Vanrija pseudolonga
Lineage: Eukaryota; Fungi; Basidiomycota; Tremellomycetes; Trichosporonales; Trichosporonaceae
Gene: bdhA
Product: (R,R)-butanediol dehydrogenase
Exons: 1
Coding region: 1-1092 (363 amino acids)
Molecular function (GO): oxidoreductase activity; zinc ion binding
Source: RefSeq, a predicted model, not a curated record